Molecule: messenger RNA, 462 nt
Organism: Emys orbicularis (European pond turtle)
Lineage: Eukaryota; Metazoa; Chordata; Testudines; Emydidae
Gene: PPP1R27
Product: protein phosphatase 1 regulatory subunit 27
Exons: 3
Coding region: 1-462 (153 amino acids)
Molecular function (GO): phosphatase binding
Source: RefSeq, a predicted model, not a curated record
AUGAAAUACUAUGACCCGGCCUCGCUGCCCCGGUGCCGCGGGUGCUCCCAGCGCCUCAAGCCAGCACGGACAGUGCGCUUCCCCAAUGACGUUGUCUUCCAGGACAACAUCAGGCAGGGGGACCUGGAGCAGGUGGGCAGGUUUAUCCGAGCCAGGAAGGUCACCUUGAGCACCCUCUACCCCUCCGGCAUGGCAGCCCUCCAUGAAGCCGUGCUCGCUGGGAACCUCGACUGUGUCAAACUGCUGGUGCGAUACGGUGCGGACAUUCACCAGAAGGACGAGAAUGGCUGGACCCCCCUGCACAUGGCCUGCAGCGAUGGCUACAUUCACAUAGCCAGGUACCUCAUCUCUUUAGGGGCCAGGCUUGAUGCCACCAAUGACGAAGGGGAGAAACCAUCUGACCUCAUUGACGCUGACUCCAAGGACCUUGUGGAGCUCUUUAAAGCUGCCAGGAUGGACUGA